UCUAAUUUUGCUUGUGAUGUGGCGAUUAACAAUUUUGUGAAUUUUUGAUAUUUACUUUAAUAUUUCUAAAAAAUCUAAUUAAAAAAAUAAUAUGCUAAAAUGAUCAAGUCCAUUCAUUUAAUAAAAAUCUUAGUUAUUUUUGCACUAAUCGUUCAAAAUAAUAGUUUAACUGAAAAAGCAGACAAGCGGCUUUGUGCUGAUGAAAAAUGUGAAGGAGUAAUUUCACUCGGAAGAACUAUCAAAAACUACUCUCCCGAUCAAGAGGGUGUUCUUCCUUUUAAAUUUGGCUCUGAAGUCAAAAUAAAAUCAAAACCAUCCAAGUCUUCCAAUUCCGAUUUGUGGGGUGUUGAAAUCGACGGAAAAAAUGGCUAUGCUCCGAAAAUGUUUCUCCAAGAGCACAAAGUGUAUCGCAGAGAUUCAUCUUUGACACCGGGAAUUCCACAAAUUGCACCUCCUCAAAAAAAUAACAAAAAACUUAAAGGUUCUGAAAAGCCAAAGCCCUUAAAAGUUGACUCGGCAUCUCCUCCAUUAGCAAAAGAUUUACAAAAUCAAAAGAUUGUUAGUAAAGCUCAAGUUCCAAAUGAGAAUCUAUUAAAUGUUACACCAACUGCGAAGGUUGUCGAUGGAACUCAAUUACCUGAUGGAGUUGCUGUUGGGGGCGAAGAAGUGAGUGGAGGAGAAAAAGAUGAGAAUAUUAAGAAAUUAUUUGAAAAAAAUGCUGAUUUGGUUACAAUGAAUGAUGAUGAUGAGGACAGGGAAGAUGAUGAUGAUGAAGAGUAUGAAGAUGAUGAAGAAGAAGGAGAUGAUGUAGAUAUUGUUGAGGAGGAAAAAGUGAUUCCAGACAUUCCAUUGGCAGCAAACGUUACAGAGACUGAAGGAGAAGCCGCCAACAAUUCAAAUCAAACGGAACCAAUGGCAAAAGUUGACGACAAUGUUGCUGAUAGUCAAAUUAAUGAAACAAAGACUCCGAAUAAAAAAGAAGAAUUGAAAGGAGCAACUGUGGAGGAAGGAAAUUCCAAAGUCGAUGAGAACGCUACAAAAAGCUCAGAAAGUCAAAAAGUAGAAUCAAAAGGUAAUUUAGAUACCACUUCGGACAACAAUUCAAAUGAAAAAGAAUCAUUACCAUCAGAUGCUGUUCAAUCUUCUGAGAUACCACAAGUCAAUAAUCAAACUGCUCCGGAUGCAGAGGCUUCAGAAAAAUCUAACACACUAACAACUACAACUCCAGAAACAAAUGCUGACAUUCCUCAAGUGAACAAAUCUGAAGAUUUGAAUAACAAUAGCGCAGAAGUUUUACCCAAAUCAGAAAAUAAAGAACUUUCACCAGAACCUGAGAAGCAACCUAAGGCAAAAAUUAUAAUAAAAGAAGAUGGAUCCAAAAUGGCAUUACUCAGCGGGGCUAUAAAAAGUUUUUUCGGUUCUGAAACAAAAACAGAAGAGCAAGUUGAACCACAAGUUGAGUCUUCAAAUCCUGACUCUGAAACAAAAACAGAGCAAGUUGUACCGGUAGUGGAACCUUCAAAUCCAAUCAAUCCACAACAAUUAAGCCCAUCUGAUUCGGAAACAAAAACAAACCAAGAUGAAACGCAAGUUGAAUCUUUAAAACCAAUCAAUCCACAACAAGUAAGCCCAUCUGAUUCGGAAACAAAAACAAACCAAGAUGAAAUGCAAGUUGAAUCUUUAAAACCAAUCAAUCCACAACAAGUAAGCCCAUCUGAUUCAGAAACAAAAACAGACCAAGUUGAACCGCAAAUUGAAUCUUCUAAACCAAUAAACCCUCAACAAGAAGAGCCAGUUAAUAUCCAACCUGCUACAGAAGUACCUCCAACUUUAGCAUCAACCUAUUCAAAUCCUACAAACAAUCUUUAUGAUGCAACGCCAUCUCAGUAUUUGCCACCAAAUGCAUAUGAUGCUCCAACUGGGAAUCAGUUUUACAACUCCCCUUCAUCAAAUAAUUUAUACUCACAAGGUUCAGGUCAGCAAGUAAACGAGGGGCUAGUACAAAGUAAUCCUCAACAACCAACAGAAGCGCCUCUCAAUAAUCAAAACUAUGGAAACUCAUAUACCCAAACAGCAAACUCACUUCCUGAGGGAAAUUUUGUAAAACCUCAACUAGAACCAGUUGUCCAUGCCCAGAACAUUGAUGCAACCACUGUGCUACCUCCUGUGUUUGGAACUACAGUCGAGAAAGCUAGUAAUCCUAGCCCAGCCAAUGAUUUCUACGCUCAACCGACCACUGCUAUUCCGAAUAACACACCUUUUUCGGGACAGCAGCAGCAACCAGCAUAUGAUCAGAAUACUGCAAACGUUGUCGUGGAAGGUACCUUAUCUAAAACUUUAACACCUACUCUCGAACCUUCUAUUGCAAUACCACUGGGACAACAGUUUAACAAUCCAAACGGAUUUUACUAUCAAGGAGCUGGUAGUCCUUCAAUACCGCCAGCUAAUAAUAUUAAUUCAGUAGAUCCUCGUCUUGAUUUACCAUCCGUGGAGCCACAGGCACAGAUACCUCCUCAACAAGUUCAAGUUCCUGAGCAGCCAGCUUAUACAUGGCCGCAAACUGAGACUGUAAAAGAGUUGAAACCAAGUUUACAAGAAGAAAUAAUCCCUGAGCAGGUUGCUUUCACAGGUCAGGUUCCAGUUGAACCUCAGGCUACCCAAGAACAAAACUCUGCUGAACAAGAACCAUCAAUGGGGCAGGUUUCCAAAGAAUCUCUAAAUCCUUCUGAAUUGCCUGUAAAUACACAACCUUCAUACACAUCUGAACCAAUAGCAGAACAAACACAACCAAUUGAGAACGUUGUUCACCCAAGUGCCAAUGACAUUGUCGUCCCAAGUGAAAUACCUCAAGAAGCUCCCACAACAGAGCUACCAACAAGUGCCGAAUCCGAAAUCGAACAGAACGCUAUAACGAACGAUCAACAAAUCGAAAUCGAAGAUGUCACAAAACCAGUUCCUACAACACCUAAAAUCGAAGAUCCUAUACCAAAUCCUAUUGACUUUUAUGAAACCACUGAGAAUCCGAAAGCACCAAAUGUACAAGCACCGCCACAAGUUGGUCUCUUCCAGACUAUCUUGGGAACGGUUAAAGGCUUUUUGCCAUCACAAGAAGCUGUCAAAGAAAACGAACUUAGCGAUGAACUUGAACGAAUUCUGUAUCCCAAAAAAGAAGCCAAGCCAAUUGAAGCAAAGCCAUUGGAAGAAGAAUUUUGCGAAAAAGAAACUAAUUGUGGAUCAAGUGAGCCACUUCAAAGCUUUAUCCAUCCUGAGGAAACGAAUUUCCUUGAAAAUGUAUCCCAAAGAUUCGUCGAACUAUUUGAUGUUCUCUGUUGUAUGUUGAUAUCAGCAACUGCUUGUUUAUUAUUUAUAUUUGGCUACUACUGUCUUUCACAAUGUCGCAAGGAGAGCCAAUUAAUUGCUAAACUAAAUGUUGUCGAACGAAGUUUAAUGGCGUCACAUAAGGAAGCCUCCAUUUUGAAACAUGAUCUUGGUGAAACUUGCGAUAAGUUGGCCAGCAUUGAAAAUAAUUCAUUUGGAUCGAAUGAUAUGGUUAUAGCGAUUAAGAAGGAAUUGGAAAUUUGUGAAGAAGCCAAAGCUAAGCUGGAGGAUCAAGUUGUUUCUUUAGAAAAGGAAUUGGAAAAUGCAGCUGAAGCAGGUUUGGAAUUGAAUAAGAUUGUAUCCGAACUUCUUAACAAUCAAAGUGGAGAUGAGUCUAUCAUAAGCAGUGUAGAGGAACUUCAAAGGCAACUUAAUGAACAACAGCAUACAAUCUUAGAGAUAAAUGCUGUUUUAGCUGAUAAAAGUCGUGAAAACAGUGAACUUCAGCUUAUGCUAGCUGAACAAAAUGCAAAAUUCGUUGGAGAAAUUGCAUCACUUCAACAAGACAACGAUGAGCUAGAAGGUGAAAAGAAUAUCCUCAAAUCGAAACUAGAUGAAAUGAAGGCUGAAUUCGAUUUGGACAUAACCAAAGCAUUAGAAGGUAAAAAUGCUGAAAUUAAACGUCUUCAAGCUGAUAUCAUGAGCCUUCGAACUAAGUGUGAUGAAGAGCAUAGAAAAUGGCAAACAAGUUUGGCUAAAGUUGAGGCAUUGGAAAAUUGUUUGAAAACUGUAAAGAGAGAUCCUAACAUUAAGGUAUCGCAAAUAUUGGAUGUGGCUAAUGUACAAGCUGAACUUUUAGAUAUUCAACUUCAAAAAACGUCUUUAAAAGAGAAACUUGAAACUGAAACGGAUUCUCGAAAACUGCUGGAAGUUCAAGUUAAAUCGUUUAGUGAUGAAAUUGAAAAACUAAAACAAGAUUUCAAUCAAUCUGAAAAAGAUAAAUUAGAAGCCCAAACUCGUCUCGAGGUGUUAUCAAAUUACUUCAAAGAAAAGGAAAAUCAAUUGCAAAAGGAACUCAGCUUGAAAGAAACUAUGUGGCUGCAGCAACAAGGAGAAACAACCAGUACUGUUGAUAGACUCACAAAUAUGCAGGAGGAAAUCCAGACAUUGAAAUCGCAAAAUGAUUCAUUGAGGGCAGAAAUUGAAGCGCAACUUGCCGCCCAUAAAGCGCAGAUUGGUACCCUCGAAAACCGAGCUCAUGAAACAUGGUUGGCUGCCCGACAGUCUGAAAGAAGAUUUGAAGAAGCUCGAUCUGAUGCCACAGCUCUGCGUCGGAAAUUAACUUCUCUUGUUGGCAGCAAUUCUCAUAAUCUUGCCAAAGAAAAUAAUAUGGAUUUGAAUCUUCCCGCAUCAGAUCCCAACAAUGCGCCAUCACCAAUUCACAUGGAUUCACCUGCUUCGCCAAUGCUUGGCCGACUUCCUCCUCCUCCUUUUAUACCGCCACCAUUUAUGGGUCCACCUCCACACUUUAUGGGAAUACCUCCAUUUAUGCCGCCUGGUGAAAUGCGCCCUCCACCAAUGGGCCGUCUCAUGUCACCACCUCCACCACCUGGAGCACCACAUUUGCAUAGAUAUUCACCCAUUGAUGACGAUGAUGAUGACGAGGAUAUCCAUGACAAUGGAGGUCGAGGUCAUUGGAGAGAUAGUUAUUCGCCACCACGCCAUUCAUAUCGAUACUCACCAGAUAGAUACAUUUACAAUCCAGAAUUAAUAUCAAAUUACGAUACAGAAACUGAUUUUAGUCCACCGCCAAGUCCACGUGAACGCAGUCAUCGAUCUGGAUCUAGAUCGGGUAGUUUUAAAGCAUAUUCGCCACCACCUCAGUCAGGUUCGAAUCAGAGCAAAGAUCGACCAAAAAAGUCUACCAAAGGACAAAUAAGCUCUGGAUCAGAAAAAUCAUAUGAUUCGUGGAAAGGAAAGAGCAAGACAAUGGUUUAACAACAACAAUAACAACAAAAAGAUUAGGAAUUUACAUUUAAAAUUAUAGGAACUAAAUAAUUAAAUUAAAUAAUCGUUACUUAUUUUUUAUGUUAAUUAAUUAAUUUAGGUCUACCAAAAACGUAUAUUUUUUUGUUUGUUUUUUCUCUAAAUAAAUAAAAAAAAAAUAAAAAAAAAAA
This is a messenger RNA of Episyrphus balteatus (marmalade hoverfly), 5495 nucleotides long. It is a transcript of the gene Tango1, whose product is annotated as transport and Golgi organization protein 1. Bases 100 to 5316 code for a protein of 1738 amino acids. The record is from RefSeq and is a predicted model, not a curated record. Gene Ontology annotation, biological process: vesicle cargo loading; protein secretion; endoplasmic reticulum to Golgi vesicle-mediated transport. Gene Ontology annotation, molecular function: protein binding. The transcript has 11 exons. Gene Ontology annotation, cellular component: endoplasmic reticulum membrane; endoplasmic reticulum exit site. Lineage: Eukaryota; Metazoa; Arthropoda; Insecta; Diptera; Syrphidae.